GUCGAACACAAAACCAGUCGGUCCGCGAACGCUCGAUCGUGUUGUCGUACUUAGAGGUGUAUAUGUUUAUAUAUAUAUACAUAUAUAUACACGUAUAUAAAGAAAAUUGCGCGGUUUGAAAAAGAGAUCGAAGUAGAAAAGGGGGCAACGGCCUCCUGGUGCCCCGAAGAAUUGAUUCACUCGCGCUCCGCCGUAUACGUCGACACACACACGGCGAAUAUCGCGGAGACCUGAAUAAAACCAACAACAACAACCGCCGCCCGCCACCGCCGCCUGCCGCCGCCGCCGCCGUCACGAUCGCGUUUCACAAUAAUAACCAUGCGGCGGCUCCCGCGGCCGCCGCCGAAAAAAUGCAUUUUUGUCCCGUUUCAAUUUUUUUUUGCACGUUUGAGGACCUUUUUGGUAUCCGCGGCAUGCACUGGAAAAACUUUAAAAUACAACGUGCCGAUAGGUGGCGCCUUCUACGUCUCCAUCUUACUCAGCCUCUUCGGCUGGACGAACGCAUUCGCUCAAGACCAGAACAAUUUACAGGCAUGUCCAGUUUACGGACAGGGCAGAUGUCGCUGCACGGCCGACCUCCACGAGUUCCAGUGCCGCAACGGCCAGUUUACCGACGUCCCUGCCAUGUUGCCGCCAAUAGUUACUAAAUUAGAUUUAACCAGUAAUAAUAUUACCGUAUUAGACGAGUUAUCGUUGGACCAUCUCUCAAACUUAGAAGAGCUGAUUAUGUCCGACAAUAGGUUAGAAUUAAUCCAUCCAAAGGCGUUUACCAAAAAUGGCCAAAUGAAAAGACUGAUUUUACAAAAUUGUGGACUCGAAGCGAUUCCCUCCGAGGCCCUACUUCCUCUAGCGAAACUGCAAACGUUACAAAUCGGCAACAACAUGAUCGAAUUCCUAGACGCAGACUCGUUUAAAACGUUGCCGAACCUGCGGAGUUUACGCAUGGACGGCAACCGUUUGCGUCAAGUUCCGACGUCCGCGCUGGCGGCGUUGCCACGUUUAGAAGUGUUACAUUUGGGAAACAACCUUAUUACUUCUAUCAGUGCCAAAUCAUUCCCUGCCAUGAAUAAACUACUAGUUUUAUUGCUCAAGAGAAAUCAAAUUGUCGAUAUUGAAGAAAUGGCUUUUUCAAAUUUAGGCUCUCUAAGGAUAUUAGAAUUAGACGACAAUUUCUUAACUCACAUUCCAUUGGCCAUAACGAAGCUGCGAGACCUUCAAGAACUGUCAAUUUCAGGCAACAGAAUCAAAUACAUAACGGGUGGGGUUCUACAGCAAACCCCUGCUCUCGCUCUACUCGAAUUAAAAGGAAACCCAUUGGCCGCCGCUGAUGCGCAGGCGUUUGCUCAUCUACCACGGCUCCGAAAGUUGAUCUUAUCUGACGCCAAAGAACUAACGAUAUUUCCUAAUUUAAAUGGGACGAGCGCGUUGGAGGUGCUCCGACUGGACAGAGCCGGUCUCAGCUCCGUUCCGGCCGCCUUAUGUGAUUUCUGCCCCAUGAUUAAGAGCUUAGAUGUGAAGUCUAAUCGAUUAGAACACGUGCCUGAUCUCAACAAUUGCAGGGAAAUGCGAGUAUUAAAUUUAGCUUCUAACCUGAUAAGGUCAAUUGAGGGCAAACGGUUUCGUGGAAUGUAUCAAAUGCACGAUCUCCUGUUGGCUCACAAUCGUAUACAGUACAUUCCCUCAGAUGCUUUUUUCAACUUAAGCGCCCUGCAAGUCCUGGACCUGGAAAAUAACGAAAUUUCCUUUAUACAUCCCGAGGCCUUCCUACCGAUUUCAAAGAUCGAAGAUUUAAACUUGGGAGAUAAUCUAUUUCCGCAUCUGCCUCCGCAAGGUCUGGAACGCCUCCUGCACCUGAAGACGUUCAACAAUCCGAAUCUGCGGGAGUUUCCGUCUCCCGAAUAUUUUCCUAGGAUCCAGAGUCUCGUGCUCUCUUAUGCUUAUCAUUGUUGCGCCUUUCUGCCGCUGACGCCGUCCAAUGUGCCCACGGUGGCUAAGGAUAUAACGUUUUUUCCGGAUAUCGAGGACAUUGACUUAAAUAUUUGGAAUAAUUCGGUUGAUUUCUGGCCAUCGCAACAAAACAUAACGAAAACUUUCGGAAGUAAAUUCGAGGAGUUCUGGAAAAACAUUAAACCCGAUUAUACCUAUCCCGGCAGUUUUCCUUCAUACAUGGAAGAGUACAUCCUGGACGAAGAUAUUCCCGUCAGAUUCCUGGGGGAUAACUUACUAGGAGAUUCCCUGUCGUCGUCGGAAGGAGGAGGAGGAGGAAAGAUUCAGUGUUUGCCGUUGCCCGGUCCCUUCCUGCCUUGUCAAGAUUUAUUUGACUGGUGGACGUUACGAUGUGGAGUCUGGAUCGUGUUUCUUUGCGCGCUUUUGGGCAAUGGCACCGUCGUAUUUGUCCUCGUCUUUUCCAGAACCAAAAUGGACGUACCGAAGUUUCUCGUUUGCAAUUUGGCAGCAGCGGACUUUUUUAUGGGCAUCUAUUUGGGUUUUCUGGCGGUGGUGGACGCGUCUACAUUAGGGGAGUUCCGCAUGUACGCGAUCCCUUGGCAAAUGUCCCCCGGCUGCCAAUUGGCCGGAUUCUUGGGGGUGUUGAGCUCCGAGUUGAGCGUGUACACGCUAGCGGUGAUUACGCUGGAGCGUAACUACGCUAUCACGCACGCCAUGCAUCUAAACAAACGGUUAUCGUUACGACACGCCGGAUACAUCAUGAUGUGCGGAUGGAGUUUUGCCGUUAUUAUGGCCGUUCUUCCGUUAUUCAGCGUUUCGGAUUAUCGAAAAUUUGCUGUAUGCCUACCCUUCGAGACCAGCGAUACCCGAAGCCUCAGCUACGUCGUCUUCCUAAUGUUCAUCAACGGGGUGGCCUUUUUGAUCCUGAUGGGGUGCUACUUGAAGAUGUACUGUGCAAUCAGAGGUUCACAAGCAUGGAACUCAAACGAUUCCCGUAUAGCGAAACGGAUGGCAUUGCUGGUAUUCACCGAUUUUCUCUGUUGGAGUCCAAUCGCAUUCUUUUCGCUCACCGCGGCUUUUGGAUUGCAGCUGAUCAGUCUGGAACAGGCAAAAGUGUUUACGGUGUUCGUAUUGCCGUUGAAUUCGUGUUGUAACCCGUUUUUAUAUGCCAUUUUGACGAAACAGUUUAAGAAGGACUGCAUCAUGAUCUGUAAGGCGAUCGAGGAGAGUCGAGUGACCAGGGGGAUCGGAAGAUGCAGGCACAGUUCGAAUUUCAGUAACAGACAAACGCCGGCUAAUACUAAUAGUUUGGCCGAUAGAUCAUCUAGAGAAAACCAAAACCACCACCAGGUGCCGCACUGCAUGUGCCACAAUAAACUGCUCGCCGAUGAAAAAAUAACCGUAAAACGAGUUGUGCGGACGGUCGACGUCCAACCGAACACGCGUAAGUGGCUAAUGGACAAGGCGCAAUGGCUAUUAUGCGUCAAAAAAACCCCGAGGCACAAAAGACCCACGAAUAACCCGUACACUUAUCAAAUAGCCGAGAUUCAACAAAAACAACACAAGAGGGCGUCCUCGAUGAGUUCCAGUGAAAAUUUUAGCUCGUCCAGGUCGGACUCGUGGCGUCACAAUCCGCAAAACUGCGGGAUCCCCUUGAGGAUGUUGGAUCCGAAACGUCGUGCUUCCUCUUGGGUUUUCACCAGGAAAACGUCCCAGGACUCGAACUUGUCCAGUUCCAGAAAUGACUCGUCCGCGUCGGGUGCAACGGCGAGCACGAGCACGUGGCGCAUGUCCAGAUCUUCGGCGUCCAGCGAACCGGCCAAGGUGCCACCGUGUGCCCGGACCAAGCCACGACUUACCAGGCAAUACGCCGUUUACGAGGAUCACAUGCUGGAUCCUCCAAUAUCUCCUGGAAGACUUACGGUACGAUUCCUGACGACGAUCCCGUCCGCGGCCGAAACCAGUAUGUUGGACGAGGACACGCAGUCGUCGACCAACGGCGGCAAAGACAAGGAGGUGACCACGCCCACAGGUGCCCCCUUAUUGGCUGUGUUGCAUACUGCCACGCCCACUCGCAGACAGUCAAUUGUUACCCUACAUCCGAUGUCAGAAGCGAAUAAUAGUGCUAAUAAUAAAAGUGAUAAUAGAGUAGAUUUAAGUUGGAGUGAUGAUGAUGAUGAUAAUGAUGAUGAUGAAGUUGGUGAGGAGGAGGAGGAGUUUAUUGUUAUGCGCGGCGGUGAUGCCAAUCCUAGUCAGAAACAAAGUGGCUCUGCGUCGAGCUGACAAUAGUAGUCUUAUGAAUGCCAUUUAACGGUUAAUGUUCGAUUACAUGUUGUAAUGGCCCAUAAAUUCAAUAAUUUCUGUAUUAUAUGAUAGGAAAUAUUUAUUUUUUUAUUGAACGUUGUUAAGAUUUUAAUUAGAAUGUAUUGAUAGUGCUAUUUAUAUCUGAUUGUAAGUGAAUUUAAAGUAUUUAUUGAAUAUAUUAUUAUUAUUAUAUUACAA
Messenger RNA from Anthonomus grandis grandis, 4449 nucleotides. It is a transcript of the gene rk, whose product is annotated as lutropin-choriogonadotropic hormone receptor. Gene Ontology annotation, biological process: G protein-coupled receptor signaling pathway. The transcript is spliced from 22 exons. The record is from RefSeq and is a predicted model, not a curated record. Bases 319 to 4230 code for a protein of 1303 amino acids. Gene Ontology annotation, cellular component: membrane. Lineage: Eukaryota; Metazoa; Arthropoda; Insecta; Coleoptera; Curculionidae. Gene Ontology annotation, molecular function: protein binding; G protein-coupled receptor activity; protein-hormone receptor activity.